Tinamus guttatus (white-throated tinamou) is the source of this 1005-nucleotide messenger RNA. RefSeq names its product Myb/SANT DNA binding domain containing 3 (gene MSANTD3). Lineage: Eukaryota; Metazoa; Chordata; Aves; Tinamiformes; Tinamidae. The record is from RefSeq and is a predicted model, not a curated record.
CGCCCCGCGGUCCCUUCAGGGAAGGGUAGUCCAGCUCAGGGUUUGGUGGGAGCUGGGGAUGAGCCGGCAACCUGCCGGCAAGGCGCUAGGACCUGUUCUUUCUCACUCGAGAAAAAGGAAAGCAAGCAAAGAAAUAAAGCAAGCUCAAGUUAAUGGUUGAGAAAUUCUGAUGCACGAGAGCCUGGAAUUUUGACUUCUUGGAGACACAAUAGAAAAUGCAAAACGAAACAAUAAAGCCUGCUAAAUACUUCUCAGAAGUGGAGAAGAGUGUGCUGCUUGCAUUAGUUGAAAAGUACAAAUAUGUCCUUGAAUGUAAAAAGAGUGAUGCAAGAACUAUUGCUCUCAAACAGCGUACUUGGCAAGCUCUAGCUCAUGAAUAUAAUUCACAGCCCAGUGUAUCAUUACGAGACUUUAAACAGCUAAAGAAAUGUUGGGAAAAUAUCAAGGCACGGACAAAAAAGAUAAUGGCACAUGAAAGACGGGAGAAGGUAAAAAGAAGUAUUAGUCCACUUAUAAAAGAGCAAAUGUACUUUUUGCAAAGCCCACCAGAAGAUUCUGAGUAUCAGCCUGAUGCUUCUAGUCAAGAAUCAUUUGUGAUCUCAAACAGAGAACUCUGUGAUGAGGAGAAAGAGUUGGUACAUUUUCCAGUAUGUGAAGGUACCUCCCAACCUGAGCCAUCAUGUUCUGAUGUCAGAAUUGCAGCAGAUAAGAACUACAGAAGUAAAGCAUCUCAGGAAAGCAUUCUGAAAAAAAUGCAUGAGGAAGAGCAUCAUCAGCAAAUGUCAAUUUUGCAAUUGCAGUUAAUCCAAAUGAAUGAAGUUCAUGUGGCAAAAAUACAGCAAAUAGAAAGAGAGUGUGAGAUGGCUGAAGAGGAGCACAGGAUAAAAAUGGAAGUGCUAAAUAAAAAGAAAAUGUACUGGGAGAGAAAAUUGCAGACCAUCACAAAAGAAUGGCCUGUAUCAUCCUUUAACAGACCUUUUCCUAAUUCACCAUAAAAUAUAAUGU